Molecule: messenger RNA, 1378 nt
Organism: Mytilus trossulus (common blue mussel)
Lineage: Eukaryota; Metazoa; Mollusca; Bivalvia; Mytilida; Mytilidae
Exons: 5
Coding region: 237-743 (168 amino acids)
Source: RefSeq, a predicted model, not a curated record
UCUAGUUCCCUGCUUCAGAUAGUGGAUACCAGCAAUAAGGUUAAUUUGUUAUUAUAAGAGUCAUGUGAACAGCAGAGGAAGAAAAAAAAGUAACACAUUGAAAAUUAAAUGAAAACAGAAAGUUGACUAUUUUUGGAGGAACAAAUAUAUGUUGGCAAGAUUCAGUUGGGACAAUAGAUGUAAUAAUGGAACAUUCUUUAAAGGAUCUAAACACAUGAUACCGCUAUAGCCUGAAAAUGAGACCGGCAGUCAUUGCCAGCGUUGCCCGGAACCGUAAACAAGGGGCAAAACGUAUCCGGUUGAUGUCUCCGCAGUUUUCAGGAAGGAGAUUUAUUGUGAUGAUAUUUGUUGGAACAUUAAUUUUUGCACCCGGUGUUGCAAUGACAAUAUUAGGCAUAAAUAAUGAUGAAGAUAUUGAUAAUUUGUCUCCAGCACAUGGCGUGCUAUAUAAAGUAAUUGGUCCUGCAGCUUGUGGUAUAGGAAUAUGUGUCUUAAUUGCAGCUGUUAUGUAUUAUUUUUGUUAUGGUUUGGCAAAUACUACAAGGCCUCGUCAUCAAUCGACAACUUCCUCUGGAAGUCAUCAUAAUCGUCAAUCGUCCCAUUCCAGUAGUCACAGCCAUAGUCAUAGCCACCCACAACAGGAUGCCUUAAUAGAAAACGAGAAACAACACCGACAUAAACAACAUCGUCAUCAUCAUAGUAAACAAAAAAAAGUGACGCAGGAAGAAACCAAUGAAUGUUGAAAUUCAGACCUAUGAAAAAUGUUGUAAAACCAAUAGAUGAAUUCAAACAUUUUGACGUAAACAACGAUGAACUAUAUUUGAAGAAGGAAAAAAAACCAUGUGAAUACUAUUGCAUAACCGAGUUGUAUGUUUUAACACUAAGGAUUUAAGUUCAUCCAAAUUUUAUAUGAAUUCAACCGCCAUGGACUAUUUGCAAAAGGAUAUUAUGUCAGAGAUGUGUGUCAAUCUCAGGAUAUCUGCAAAUGGCGUGAAAUUUGUAGUGAGAAAAGUUUAUGUGACUUUACUAUUAUAAGAGCUCAAAUUUAAUCAUUUCACUUUGGUUGUGUUGAAGAAAGAUGACAGACCGUUUUUUCUUAUGUUUUUCUUAUGUUUACAUUGGUGUAAAACAGUUUAAUGACUGUUUUAAAUAUUUUCUUUAUUGUUUGUGGAGCUUUUGUCAAAAACCUGUAAAUAUAUCAAAAUCAACAACAGCUCAUAGAUUCCCCUAAUGUAAUUUGAUUGUAUGGUGAAAUUUACAGAAGUUGUUAGACUGUAUUGAUGUUCAGAGUGAAAGUUAUUUUUAUAAGGUUGAUUGAAAAUUUGAUAUUUGAGUGUUGUGUAAUUAGUUAAUUUUUGUAAAAUAUAAAUAUCAAUUA